AUGGACAAAAUCGACAUGGCCAACUUCGAUGUGUCCAAUUUCGACCCCAAUGCCAUCCUGCGGGGCGCCCAGCUGACUCUAGUCGGCGUCAAUCGAGCCCUCCAAAACCCGCGUCUCUUCACCUCCGACCAUUACCGCCAGGCCGCCAUAGCCGUAGCUGCUGGCGUCGCUAUCCGCAUCAUCGUCGCCAUUCCCAUUGUUGGUGUACGAGUGCUACUAUGGAUCCUCUCGCUCUUUGUCGACAUGAGCCAGACGGGGCUGGACGAAACCAUCAUAGAUGGCCUCCACUUCCUUGAGCACUCGGUGCUUCAGGUGCCCUUCUUUCUCAUGACGCUGAUGCGCUAUGUGACGCCGACGCUCGACCAAAUGUUCAUGGACUCGCUGCGCUGGGUCGACGAGACGUACGUACAAAAGCACAAGACGGACGACCCACACAACCUCCGCGCCAUGUACUAUCCCAACCUUGAAAAGUACCCCGACCACGCACCCAAGCCGGAGAAGGAGAAGAAGCCCCUCAAGGAGACUGUGAUAAUGUACGCCACAAAACAGAGCAGAAAGGCGGCCAUUUCACUGGGAGUCUUGGCUCUCUCCUACGUGCCCUACAUAGGACGCUUAGUGCUCCCGGCUGCCAGUUUCUACACAUUCAAGAAGGCGGUGGGAACUCAGCCAGCAGCUGCUAUUUUCGCAACGUCUCUCCUCUUCCCUCGCAGGUACUUGGUCAGCUUCCUGCAAGCCUACUUUUCUUCUCGCACGCUUAUGCGUGAGCUGCUCGAGCCGUACUUCAGCCGUGUCCGUUAUACCAAGGAGCAGAAGAAGCUUUGGUUCAGAGACCGUGCCGGGGUCCUUUUUGGGUUCAGCCUAGGCUUCUACAUCUUUGUCAAGAUCCCACUUGUCGGCGUCCUUAUCUACGGUCUCGCUGAAGCCUCAACAGCAUAUCUCAUUACCAAAAUCACCGAACCACCUCUGCCGCCGACCGAAGCCGAAAAGUUCAAGCAAGAGUCGCUCCGUUGGAAGAACAAGCACGAGUUUCUCAAUAUGCCCUGGCAGCACAUGGACGAAUACAAUCUGGCAAUGCAUAGGCCCAAGGAGCAGUCUGAAGUGCGCCAGACUCCGAGGAAAACGUUUAGCUAG
This is a messenger RNA of Bipolaris sorokiniana ND90Pr, 1131 nucleotides long. RefSeq lists its product as uncharacterized. The transcript has 5 exons. Lineage: Eukaryota; Fungi; Ascomycota; Dothideomycetes; Pleosporales; Pleosporaceae. The coding region runs from base 1 to 1131 and encodes 376 amino acids. The record is from RefSeq and is a predicted model, not a curated record.